GACUCUAUGAGCAGGAGUGUUAUUAGAAAGAGAAGAAAGAUACAUGUGCGAUAUGAAAACAAAUAUUUGAAAAAUUUAUUAAGUUAAAUAUUUUCGCGUUUUGUACGUAGUUGAUUACUAGAAGAUCUCUGGUGCUUGAAUUAAGUCCUCUCCACUCGCACCAGUCAGCGCGACUCUUGGACAGCAGAGGAAACUGCUGGCAGACACGACAUGGUGGACUCAGAGCUGACGAUGCGAAUACACCUGAGAUCAGCAUAAGUGGAGAACUACAAGAAGGGAAAGAAUGUAGAGGAGCCACUCUCCAAGGACAACUUGCCCAUUCCUGACCUGCCAGAAAACUUUGUUUGGAUGCAGGUGGCGGGCGGCAGCAAGAUGAGGAACGUGCUGGGGUACGCCAUGAAGGUGUUCAAGGACGAGAAGAGCAUCGUGUGGAGCGGCUCGGGCGCGGCCGUCGGCAAGACCGUCAGCUGCGCCGAGAUCAUGAAGCGCCGCUUCAAGAAGGUGCACCAGAUCACCAAGAUCUGCUACCGCAAGGUGGAGGAGCACUGGGAGCCGCUGCUGGAGGAGCUGGACCCCCUGGUGGUGGUCAGGGAGAUACCCACCAUCCACAUCCUGCUCUGCAAGGACCAGCUCAACCCAGAGGAGCCCGGGUACCAGGCGCCGGGGAACGCGGACGUGUUCUGGAGGGCCAAGGAGAGCGCGCAGGAGCCGAGGAGACGGCCCGGUCCGUCGGGCCGGAGGGGGGCCAAGCUGGCCCGCGGGGGGCCAGAGUCCCCCCAGCUCCCGGCCGAGAGAAACGCUGGCUGCACCCCGUGAGGCGGGAACCACCAUAUCCAUUGCUGUAUAUAGUCUCUCUUUUAUUAAAUGAGCAAUUCCAA
This is a messenger RNA of Bacillus rossius redtenbacheri, 878 nucleotides long. It is a transcript of the gene Rpp25, whose product is annotated as ribonuclease P protein subunit p25-like protein. NCBI's taxonomy places the organism in Eukaryota, Metazoa, Arthropoda, Insecta, Phasmatodea, Bacillidae. The transcript has 6 exons. The coding region runs from base 349 to 816 and encodes 155 amino acids. Gene Ontology annotation, molecular function: RNA binding. Gene Ontology annotation, biological process: tRNA 5'-leader removal. Gene Ontology annotation, cellular component: ribonuclease MRP complex. The record is from RefSeq and is a predicted model, not a curated record.